AUGGCUAUCACGAGCUUCUACAGCUUUGCCGACCUGGAGCCCGCGCUUCAGCACCGCGCCGUUCAAGCCGCUAUCGCCGACAUCGAAGGCCGCUACAACAUGGUCAACUUUGCCCAAAUCAUGACCAACUUGACCAUCGUAGCGCAACUGCUCGCCACGGCGUUUGCUGGGUCCAAGGGUCACGUCUGCAACACCGCCGUGCUCAUGCGCACGUGCAACUACCAGACCUUGGUCAAGGACAUGCAGCUCACAUGUGCCUCCUUCGUGCGCGGCUGCAUCAAAGCCCUCCAGGACUUCCAGACGGCGCUCGAGCUCAUGAACGACGACCAGAGCGGGGAGGCGCUCGAGGUGCUGGCCAUGACCCGCAACAUUGCCGUCACUAUGGCAGGCAAGGCCUCCGAGCUCGUCACCAAGUCCGUGGACAUGAGCAACCUUGCCAAGCACACAGCCGAGCAGGCGAGGGACGAGCUCGACGCACACAAGGACGCCAAGGAGCGCGAAAUGACCAUGCAUGUGGCCCGCGCGAAGGACCAGGCCGUCCAGUCCCUCGAAGUGGCUGUCCGGUCACUCGCACAGGUCAAGACGGUCUUCGAGAAUACCCGCGUCUACUGGGAGACGGUCAAGGUCAACAGCGAGGAGCUCGCAGACCCCGCCCUAAAAAAAAUGACCAUCUUCAAGGCCAAGCCCGCGCUCCUCAAGCAACAAUUGAACAAGAAGUGGUGCGAGUGGCUCGUCCUCGCCAAGAUCAACAACUCGGCGGCCGUUGGCAUGAUCAGCGUCGCUCAACAGGUCGACUACGUCAUGUGCAACCUGCCCACGACGGCGGAGGCCAAACAACGGCUCCCCGCACUAAUCUACAAGAUCCAGGCCCAGCUCGGAAUCACUGGCUCGUGAACAGCAGCAGCUGGAGUACGAUGAACCAUAGACAGCUUGCUCCAGGGCUCCAUCGUACAUUCGAAUGUCGAACUCUGAUCCUCAGAUAU
Molecule: messenger RNA, 983 nt
Organism: Saprolegnia diclina VS20
Lineage: Eukaryota; Oomycota; Saprolegniomycetes; Saprolegniales; Saprolegniaceae
Exons: 1
Coding region: 1-894 (297 amino acids)
Source: RefSeq, a predicted model, not a curated record